Messenger RNA from Cavia porcellus (domestic guinea pig), 11016 nucleotides. Its product is annotated as zinc finger protein 431-like. The record is from RefSeq and is a predicted model, not a curated record. Gene Ontology annotation, biological process: regulation of transcription by RNA polymerase II. Gene Ontology annotation, molecular function: RNA polymerase II transcription regulatory region sequence-specific DNA binding; DNA-binding transcription factor activity, RNA polymerase II-specific. The coding region runs from base 159 to 1925 and encodes 588 amino acids. Lineage: Eukaryota; Metazoa; Chordata; Mammalia; Rodentia; Caviidae. Gene Ontology annotation, cellular component: nucleus. The transcript is spliced from 4 exons.
UCAGGAGGGCCAACGAAGGCUGUCUCUUCCGGUGUCAUGGCGUCAGUUGCAAUAUCAUGGCAAAAAAGGGAGUACUAGAUGUUUGCUAGACAACUGUUUUUUGCUUCUGUUCUCCGUUGACUGCUUAGAAAGAAGCUCGGAGACCUCCAAAUUACGCAAUGGAGGCGGUGACCUUUGAGGAUGUGGUUGUGAACUUCAGCAAUGAGGAGUGGACUUUGUUGAGUCCAUCCCAAAAGAACCUCUACAGAGAUGUGAUGGGCGAAACCUUUAGGAACAUGACUGCAAUAGGAGGACUUGGGAAUAUCCAGGAACCUGAAAAAGAAUGCAAAAUUUACUGGAGAUACUUAAGAAAUGACAAGCUAGGGAAAUCCUAUGGACAUACAUCUUGGAAUCAGUGUAAAGAAUUAUUCCCUUGUACUGCAGAAGGUAAUGUGAAUGUGAAAGAAGCCGAAACACACCACAAUAUUCAGAUCCAUGAAAAAUAUUGCAGUGGAGAGAAAUCCUAUGUAUGUCAGCAAUGUGGAAAAGGGUUCACCAAAUCUGGACACAGUAAGCAACAUGACAUAAUUCACACUGGAGAGAAACCCUAUGUAUGUAAGAAAUGUGGGAAGGCUUUUAACACAAGGGGACAUUUUAAGAAACACGAAAGAAUUCACACUGGAGAUAAACCCUAUGUAUGUAAGCAAUGUGGCAAAGCUUUUAACACAAGGGGAUAUUUUAAGAAACAUGAAAAAAUUCACACUGGAGAGAAACCCUAUGUAUGUAAGCAAUGUGGCAAAGCUUUGAACACACAGGCAAGUUGUAAAAUACACAAAAGAAUUCACACUGGAGACAAACCCUACGUAUGUAAGCAAUGUGGGAAAGCUUUUACCCGACAUGGACAUUGUAAGCGACAUGAAAGAAUUCACACUGGAGAGAAACCCUAUGUAUGUAAGCAAUGUGGGAAAGCUUUUAACAGAUGGGGAGGUUGUAAGAAUCAUGAAAUAAUUCACACUGGAGAGAAACCCUAUGUAUGUAAGCAGUGUGGAAAAGGUUUUACCAAUUCUGUACAUCGUAUGCAACAUGAAAGAAUUCACACUGGAGAGAGACCAUAUGUAUGUAAGCAAUGUGGGAAAGCUUUUAACACACGGGGAGAUUGUAAGAAACAUGAAAGAAUUCACACUGGAGAGAAACCCUAUGCAUGUAAGCAAUGUGGGAAAGCUUUUACCCGACAUGGACAUUGUAAGCGACAUGAAAGAAUUCACACUGGAGAGAAACCCUAUGUAUGUAAGCAAUGUGGGAAAGCUUUUACCCAACAUGGACAUUGUAAGCGACAUGAAAGAAUUCACACUGCAGAGAAACCUUAUGUAUGUAAGCAAUGUGGGAAAGCUUUUAACAGAUGGAGAGGUUGUAAGAAUCAUGAAAGAAUUCACACUGGAGAGAAACCCUAUGUAUGUAAGCAGUGUGGAAAAGGUUUUACCAACUCUGGACAUCGUAUGCAACAUGAAAGAAUUCACACUGGAGAGAGGCCAUAUGUAUGUAAGCAAUGUGGGAAAGCUUUUAACACACGGGGAUAUUGUAAGAAACAUGAAAGAAUUCACACUGGAGAGAAACCUUAUGCAUGUAAGCAAUGUGGGAAAGCUUUUAACACACGGGGAGAUUGUAAGAAACAUGAAAGAAUUCACACUGGAGAGAAACCCUAUGUAUGUAAGCAAUGUGGGAAAGCUUUUACCCGACAUGGACAUUGUAAGCGACAUGAAAGAAUUCACACUGGAGAGAAACCCUAUGUAUGUAAGCAAUGUGGGAAAGCUUUUACCCGACAUGGACAUUGUAAGCAACAUGAAAGAAUUCACACUGGAGAGAAACCAUAUGUAUGUAAGCAAUGCGGGAAAGAUUUUAACAAAAAUGGACAGUGUAAGGUACAUGAAAGAAUUCACACUGGAUAGAAACCAUAUGUAUGUAAGCAAUGUGGGAAAGCUUUUACCCAACAUGGACAUUGUAAGCGACAUGAAAGAAUUCACACUGGAGAGAAACCUUAUGUAUGUAAGCAAUGUGGGAAAGCUUUUAACAGACGGGGAGGUUGUAAGAAUCAUGAAAGAAUUCACACUGGAGAGAAACCCUAUGUAUGUAAGCAGUGUGGAAAAGGUUUUACCAAUUCUGUACAUCGUAUGCAACAUGAAAGAAUUCACACUGGAGAGAGACCAUAUGUAUGUAAGCAAUGUGGGAAAGCUUUUAACACACAGGGAGAUUGUAAGAAACAUGAAAGAAUUCACACUGGAGAGAAACCCUAUGUAUGUAAGCAAUGUGGGAAAGCUUUUACCACACCUGGACGUUGUAAGGAUCAUGAAAGAAUUCACACUGGUGAGAAACCAUAUGUAUGUAAGCAAUGUGGGAAAGCUUUUACCCGACAUGGACAUUGUAAGCAACAUGAAAGAAUUCACACUGGAGAGAAACCCUAUGUAUGUAAGCAAUGUGGGAAAGAUUUUAACACACAUGGACAGUGUAAGGUACAUGAAAGAAUUCACACUGGUGAGAAACCAUAUGUAUGUAAACAAUGUGGGAAAGAUUUUACCCGACAUGGAUAUUGUAAGCAACAUGAAAGUUCAUAUUCAAGAUAAAACCAGUGUAUAUAAGCAUCAUGAGAAUUUUUGACCACAAUUACAUAUUGCAUAAUGCAUGAAAAACUUCACACUGGGCAGAAAACUUAUAUAUCUAAGGAAUGUGGGAAAGGUUUCAGCAGAAAUGCUCAUUGUCCAAUACAUGAAAAAAUUUACCCUGUUGAGAAACCCUGUUUAUGUGAAGAAUGUGGGAAAGCUUUCACCACACAUGGAUUUUGUAAAAUACAUCAAUGACUCCACACUGGUCGAGAAACCCUAUACAUGUAACAAUGUGGCAAAGCUUUUACCACAUACAGUCAUUGCAAAACAGAUGAAACAAUUCACAGUGGGAUGAAUCACUGGCUACGUAAGCAAGUGGAGACACUUUCAGCAUCCAAAUUGUAAGUGAAAUACAUGAAGAAACUCACACAAGAGAUAAAUCCUAUGUGUUAUGGGAAUACUCUCAUCACACAUGAUCAUUGUUACAUAGCUGAAAGAGCUCACUGGAUCCUAUGUGUAUUAACAGUGUGGAACAUAUGGCAAUCCAUAUUUAUUGUUAAAUACAUAGAAAAAGCAGCACUCUUCAGAUAGUUUAGAUCUAAGUUUAUUUUAAAAAUUCCAAGUAGACCUGAAGAAAUAAUCAAUACAGAAGUUUGAUGUCAAUAUUUCUUCACGAUUUUCCAGAAAUGACAAAUCUGAAGUGGAGCUCUACUCAAGUACACAUUUUGUAUGGGUUUCAGUUAAUCACUUAUACCUCUUUAGAUUUUUUAAUGUGUCUGUGCUUCAACAUGGCAUCUUGUAAUUAAACAUGGUAAACUGAAAUGGGCUUUUUACUUUCAAGUAUGGAUAGUGUCUAUGUACUUAACAUUUUGUCUUUAAAACUUAAUUUUCAUAUUUUUGUGAAUUUUUAUUUAAAGAAAAAAACCAAAAAGUGUAGAAAUAAAACAGAAUUUCUGAAAAAUAAACAAUAAGAAAUCACUAGUGAUUAAUUACAUAUUGUCAUCUUAGAGGUAAUUGUUCAAGUUACAAAAUUAAAGUAUACAAAGUGAUAUUCAAAUAAUGACACUGCGAACAAUUUACCUCAGUGAUCCAAAAAAACUUAUUAAUAUGCUUAUCUGUUCUACAAACUUGUUUUUUUAUCUUAAAGAUGGUAAAGUUAAACAUGACAAAACAGAACAGUUCAUAAGGAAACAAGUUAAGGAAACAGGUUUCAAAGCAAGUCCACUGAGAUGUUCAUUGUCUAUCUUACUGUCUCUAGUUUUCUUCAAAAUAGUUGUUCCCAUCUUCACAAGCAUUGAAUAUAUACUGAACAUUAUAGAACUAAUCAAAUAAUUACAGGAUGAUGCAGGCUUUUUUGAACUUCAAGACUGAUGUUGGGGAAGUUGAUAAUGAUUACCAUAAUGUGUCUCAUUCUCUUCAUAGUAGAUGUCUUUAUUUUUAUGUAUGCUGAAACUGAACAUAAGACACUAAACUACUAUCACUCUGAACAGUGAAUAAUAGUAUCCUGAGAAGGAGAAAGGUGAGGAAUUGCCUAAAAAAAGAAGGCAGAGGAAAUUGUUAAAAGUGUAUCAGGAUUUAAAAGCUACAGUAGUUCUAUUGCUCUGUUUAGUUUGAUUAUAUUUUGUUCUGGUCUGUCUACUCAUAUUAGAUUUGAGGGCACAGAGAGGUAACCCAAAAAUAGCAGGUUAUACCAUGAUGGUAACUGUCCUUAAUUUCCUAUUAACUAAAACUGAAACCCUGUAUUACUUACAUUGUCUUACUAUGACUGAUCUUAUUGGAAGCAGGUUUGUUUGAAUGUCAUUUGGCCUUGACUGAUUUUAUUCACAUUUGGUAUGCUUGCUGGUAUCAAGUCCAAGAGUAGAGGCCACUACUCUGAAGAUGAUAAGAUGUGAAAGAUAUAUAUUGGGGGGAUGGGGAUUUAGCUCAGUGGCUUAAGCCCCUGCCUGGCAAGUGUUAGGUAAUCAGUUUGAUCCCCAGUACCAAAAAAUAAAUAAAAGAUAUAAAUUCCAGGUUUAAUUUUUUUUAUUUAAAGAGAAAAAAAAAGAACAUAAAAAACAAAGCAGUAAAAGGGUACAAAUCAUACAGAAUUUCAAGAAAAAAUACAGUAAGAAAUCACCAGUUAAUAGGUUACAUAUUGUCUUCGUAGAAACAGUUGUCCAAAUUAUAAAAUUAAAGCAUAUAAAGUGAACAUUCCUACAGCGAGAUUCCAGACAGUUGCAUUCAAUGAACCAACAAAGCUCAGUAAUAUGGUUUUCCUUCCUAUACACUCAAACAGGCAAUUAUAUCUCUUAGACUACCUUCCUUUCCUCUUUUCUUCACAAUUACAUUUACACUUUUGGGGUUUUUUUUUACUCCCAUAGCUCUUAUUACUUUUUUUGAAGAGAAUAAAACCUCAAGUGAGUUAAAAAAAACAGAGUUGGUUAGAACAUAUGGAUGGGCAUAGUACUUGAUGCAAAAAUAGAAUAUCAGGUGAUCAAAAAUGGUUACCAUUGUGCCUCUUGCUAUUUUUUUAAAAAGUUGCUAUAUCAUCAGGUAUAAUAGAAUUGAUCAAAACAGUACAGAACAAGACCAAUAAAAUCUACACUGGAGACCUUAUAGUAUUUCAAAAGAAGAUAAUAGUCAAACCAUAAUGGGCAUCAUAGUAAAUCUUAUUGCCUACAAAGUGGUUGCCUAUACCCGAAACUUGAUACUAUCAAACAAAAUAGAAUAUAGUAAAAUCAGGCAGAAUAAGAUGGGGAGAGCAAUACUGGGGUUAAAAUCAGGUUAAUAGGAAAACAAAAAAGUUACUAUAAUAUAUCCCGCUAUUUUUUAAUUUAGUUUUAUUUUAAUUGAAAUAAAAAUAAGAAAACAUAGAAUAACUUUUUAAAAGGGUGGAGAUCGAGAUAAAAGAGACAUUGUCAUAGAACAACACAGGUCAGAACUGCACAAUUAAAGCAUUUUGUUUCACCACCAGAUAAUCUAACAUAAUAUUAGUCACCAUAGUGCCUCUUUCCUUGAAUUGUUUGAGUAUAAUGUCGUAUACUAUAGAAUCAAUCAUAUCAAGACAGUGUGAAGCCAUUCAAGAGAAUGAAAGAAUUACAGGCUAUUUAGAGCCAGUUAACAGAAAAUGGACAACGAUUUCUAUAUUAUCUCUUUGCCUGUGAAAAUUUUUAUUUAUACUAUCACAUACAGUAAAAUAUAUUAAGAUACAACAUGUUAAAACCAGUGGUAACAUGUACAACAGCUUGAUGGGAGUUCCAAAGAAGAUGAUAUUAAAUCAGGACUAGCUUUUAUGAUGUGUUAUUUUCUUCAGAAUAGCUAUUCAUACUAUCAGUGAUACUAAAAUCGAAAAACCCAGGGUAAAACCAUUGCACUUAAUACCAUGUUGAUUGUACUACAGUUGCUUUGUAGUAUAACUUCAAGUCAGGGAUUGUGGUACCUCCUGCCUUGCUUUUGCUGCUUCUAACUGUCCUUGCUAUUCUAGGUUUCUUCUCAUCCCACAGGAAUUUUAGGGAUGAUUUCUCAAGUUCUAUGAGGUAUGUUGAUGGUAUUUUUAUCGGGAUUGCAUUGCACUUAAUAAUGAGUGAAAACAUUAUAUGGAUUCAAACCAAUAUGAUUGGGUAUCAUGAUUACUACAUACUUCUAUGUAUUAUCAUUUUUUAUACUAGGAAAUAUAUUCAGUAUUUAUACAUGUGAGUUUGAUUUAUUUCACUUAUGAGUAUGGUCUCAAUCUGCAUCUAUUUAUUUAUAUGUCAAUGUGAUCAUUCUUUAUAGCUGAGUAGUACUCCAUUGUAUAAAAACACCAUAACUUUUUUAUCCAUUACCCAGUUGAUGGACACUUAGGUUGUUUCCAAGAUCUGGCUAUUACAAACUGUGCUGCUAUAAAAAUGGGUGCACAUAUAUCACUGCGGAAUGAUGCUUUCAGUUCUUCUGUGAAUAUGCCUAUAAGUAGAAUAGCUGGGUCAAAAGGUGCUUCCAGUCCCAGCUUUCUGAGAAAUCUCCAGACUGAUCUCCACAAUGGUUGCACCAGUCUACACUCCCAAAAACAGUGCAGAAGAGUUCCUUUUUCCCAACAGCAUCUCUGACAUGUGUUGUUGGUAGUUUUCUUGAUCUUGUCCAUUCUUUCAAGAGUGAGAUGAAAUCUCAGUGUGGUUCUAAUUUGAAUUUCUAUAAUGACCAUUGAUGGUGAACAUUUUUUCAUGUAUUUAUUUGUCAUUUGUAUUUCUUCAUCUCAAAAUUGUUUAUUCAUCUCAGAUGCUCAUUUUUGGAUUGGGUCUUUGAAUUUUGGUGGUCUCAUUUUUUAAAAUGCUUUAUAUGUUAUAGACAGAAGACCUCUGUCUGAGGGGCAGUUCACUAAGACAUUUUCCUAGUUUGUGGGUUUUCUUUUCACUAUACUGGAAAUUUCUUUUGAUGUGCAGAAACUUUUUUAUAAGAGGUGAUCCCAGUUAUUGAUUCUGGGAAGCAUUUCCCAUGCGGUUUGAGUCCUGUUCAUCAAUUCUCUACCUACUCCUAUGUCUUCAAGGUUUUUACCCAAUUUGUCUUCCCAUAGAUUUAGUGUUUCUGUUUUAAUAUUUAGAUCUUUGAUCCAUUUAGAUUUUAUUUUAGUACAUGGUGAUAGGCAUGGGUCUAGUUUUAGUUUUAGGCAUAUGGAGAGCCAGUUUUUCACCACCAUUUAUUAAAGAGAAUGUGAUUCUUCCAGUGAACAUGUUUGGCCCAUUUAUCAAAGAUAAGGCAGUUGAGUGUGUUUGUAGUUGUUGUAUCUUCUCAUCUAUUACACUGAUCUUCGGCUCUGUUUCGAUUCCAGUAGCAUGUUGAUUUUAUUACAGUUGCUUUGUAGUAUAACUUCAAGUCAGGGAUUGUGGUACCUCCUGCCUUGCUUUUGCUGCUUCUAACUGUCCUUGCUAUUGUAGGUUUCUUCUCAUUCCAGAUGAAUUUUAGGGUGAUUUCUCAAGUUCUAUGAGGUAUGUUGAUGGUAUUUUUAUCGGGAUUACAUAGCAUCUAUAUAAAAGUUUAGGGAGAAUGGCCAUUUUCACAAUAUUUAUUCUUCCUAUCCAUGAGUAAGGGAUGUCUUUCCUUUUUUUGAGAUCAACUUCAAUUUCAUUUUUCAGUGUGUUAUAAUUUUCCCUGUGUAGGUCUUUCACUUCUUUCAUGAGAGUAAUUCCUAAAUAUUUCAUUUUUUUGGUUGCUAGUGUGAAGGGUGUGGCCUCUCUUAUUUCUCUCUCUGUGACUUUGUUUGUUAGUGUAUAGGAAUGUUAUUGAUUUUUGAGUAUUGAUUCUAUCCAGCUACAUUACUGAAUUUAUUAUAUCUAGGAGUCUUUCAAUAGAGCUUCGGGGAUCUUCUAUAUAAAGUAUCAUGUCAUCUGCAAAUAAUGAUAAUUUAACUUCUUCUUUUCCUAUAUUUAAGCCUUUUAUUUCUCUCUUGUCUAAUUGCUCUGCCCAGUAUUAUCAGUAGUAUAUUAAAUAGGAGCUGUGAAAGGGACAUCCUUGUCUUGUGCCUGAUUUUAAAGUAAAGGCCUUCAAUUUUUGACCAUUUAGUAUGGUACUGGCUGUUGUUUUGUCAUUGCUGGCCUUAAUUAUAUUGAGGUAAGGACCAUCUAAUCUAAUCUUCUGCAAGGCUCUUAUCAUAAAUGAAUGUUGGACCUUAUCAAAAGCCUUUUCUGUAUCUAUAGGAAUGAUCAUGUGAUUAUAACUUUUGGCUCUAUUGAUAUGGUGUAUUACAUUUAUUGAUUUACAUAUAUUAAACAAUCUCUGCAUGCCUGAGAUGAAUCCCCCUUCAUCAUGAUAUAUGAUCUUGUUGAUUUGCUGCAUCCUAUUUGCCAAAAUUUUAAUGAGGAUUUUUGCAUCCUCCUUCAUUAGGCAGAUUGGUCUGUAGUUCUCUUUCUCAGUUGGGUCCUCCUCUGAUUUUUGUACUAGAGUAAUAUUUGCUUCUAGGAACAAUUUAUGAAGGAUUGCUUCCCUUUCCAUUUCAUUGAAGAGUUUGCGGAGUGUUGGCAUUAGGUCUUCUUUAUAUUUCUUGUAGAAUUCUUCAGUGAAUCCGUCUGGGCCUGGGCUCUUCUUUGUAGGUAAUGAUUUUAUUAUGUUUUCAAUUUCAUUAAUAGAAUUUGGGUUAUUCAGUAGUUUUACAUCUUCAUGACCUAGCUGUGGUACUUCAUAUGCUUUAGGAAUCUGUCUAUUUGCUCUGUGUUAUAAAACUUUGAGAGUAGAAGUUUUUGAAAUAGGUGUUGAUGAUCUUCUGUAUUUCAAUAGGGUCUGUAGUAAUUUCACCUCUUUUAUUCCUUAUUGCUUGCAUUUGAACUUUUUCUUCCAUUUUUUAAAUGAGGUUGGCUAGGGGCUUUUCAAUUUUAUUUAUUCUUUCAAAGAACCAGGUCUUUGAUUCAUUGAUUUUUUGGAUUGUUUUUUUAGUCUCUAUUGCAUUGAUUUCUGCUUUGAUAUUUAUAAUUUCUUCUUUUCUUUUGGCUUUGGGCUUGACUUGCUCUUCUUUUUCUAGAUGUUUGAGGUAUAACAUCAGGUUAUUUAUUUGUAUUCAUUCUGUUUUCCUAAUGUGGGAACUCGUGCAAUAAAUUUUCCUCAGAGGACAGCUUUCAUUGCAUCACACAGAUUCUGGUACAUUGUAUUUGUGUUUCCAUUUGUUUGUAGGUAUUGUUUAAUUUCUUCUUUAAUUUCCUCUGUGACUCACUGAUUCCUCAAGAGUGUUAUUCUGUUUCCAUGUGUUUGUGGGAUUUUUGCAGUAUCUUUUAUCAUUAAUUUCUAAUUUCAUAGUGGUAUGGUCUGGUAGCAUGCAAGGGAUACUUUCAACCCUUUAGCAUUUAUUUAAAUAUGCUCUGUGAAUUAACAUAUGGUCUAUUUUAGAGAAUGACCCAUGUAAUACUGAGAAGAAUGUGUAUUCUGUUGUUGUUGGGUAGAAUACACUGUAUAUGUCUAUUAAGUCCAUUUAUUCACAGUUGCGAUUCAGUUCUUUUAUUUCUUUGCUCAUUUUCUGUCUGGUUGAUCUGUCCAUUGGUGUCAGUGGUGUGUUAAGAUCUCCUGUUAGAAUUGUGUUACUACUAAUUUGAUUUUUCAUUUUUGUUAGUACUUGUUUUAUAUAAUUGGGUGCUCUGGAGUUUGGUGCAUGUAAAUUUAAGAUAGUUUUCUCUUCCUCUUGGAGUUUUCCCCUAAGCACUAUGUAGUGACCUUCUUCAUCCCUUCUGAUCAUUAUUGGCUUGACUUGCUGGUCUUGGCAGGAAACCACGGGUUCUACAUCAGGUUUGAUUAUUAACUGCUUUCACAUCCUACAACAUCUUCAAAGUUGCGUAUUUAUAAAAAUAGCUAUAUAAUGUUGUGCUUACUUGUAUAGUCCCUGAUGAUGUAGACAAUUCUAUUGAAAAUAACAAGAGAAAGCAUAGUAAGUAGUGUAUAUCACCUAAUAUUGUGGUCUUAUAUCUCUCUUUCAUAUCAUGAUUUUCUAGGAAUUUGUUUUGUUGUCUUAUUUUGAUCUGUUUUCCCCCAUAACACAGAAAGGAUAGAUACACACAUAGAGAUUCACACAUCGGAAGAAUUUCAAACCUAUUUAUUUAAACAAAUAAUAUAAUGCAUAAUGUAAUGAACAGAUACUCUGAAGAAGUGACACUAAGAAACCCAAUGCUAAUUCUGCAGCAUUAUGAUAUAAAAUUGAGCAAUACUAUUAUUCACUGUUCAGAGUGAUAUUAGUCUAGUCUCUAAUUUUUUGGGGAAUUGUAAUUUUAACAUGGCAUUGUUUUAAUCUUUUGAUGCACAUGCUUCAUUUUCUCUUUCAUAAAUAAUGUUCCUGAAGUUGAGGCAAUAUUUGGCAUUAAGAUAUACAUUUGUAGAGGCUUGGAGUAUGUGUUUUUGACAAAGUUGUGUUCUUUUUCACAUAACUUGUACAUUAAUGAAUGUUAUGUUUUCCAAGUGGAGACAAGACAUCUGCUGAUUUCCUAACAUCACUGGAUAUUAUACCAUGUAAAUUAUGUUGCCUGAUUUUGUUUCUCAGUGGAGCCAAUAUUUGUCAUUUAAGUAAACCUUUGUUUUUCUAACCAUCAGAAUUUUACUUGUUAUGUUUAUAUUACAUCUUUAUUUGCUAGUAAAGUUUCCCCACAUGUACCAAAUGUAAACCAUACUACUGUGAAUUUCUGAUUGUGCCAUACUGAUAGAAUCAUAACUUGUCUCCAAUAGCACAUCACAAUAUAUAUAUAUCAAUAUCUCCAGAAAUUAUAAAAUUUGGCAUGAUUUAUGAGUAAACAUACUUUGAAAUCAAUUUUUUUAAAUAGGGGUUGUUUUGGGGGAAAAUGUUGUUAUUGGAUGUAUCAUGCAAAUGCCUUUAUUUCAUUCCUUGAUGCUGUGAAUGCAUUAUAUAUUUUGUAAUUAUUACUGUUUUUUCCUAAAAUACAGAAGUAAUGGCAUGAAGGGAAACCUAAAUUUUGAGCUGUCAACACAGUAAAAAGUAAAUUUGCUAAAUUAAGAUUCA